Cuscuta epithymum is the source of this 2513-nucleotide messenger RNA. Lineage: Eukaryota; Viridiplantae; Streptophyta; Magnoliopsida; Solanales; Convolvulaceae. The record is from the annotation of a GenBank genome assembly.
UAUGCAAUACAAAUAAUGUAAAGAUGCACACUGUAAACUUCAAUAUACAAUACAAAUAAUAUGCAACACUUUAAACUUCAAUAUGCAAUACAUAUAAUAUGCAACACUUUGAACCUCAAUAUGCAAUACAAAUAAUGUAAAGAUGCACAGUUUAUGACAGUUUGUAGGUUAGCAUGCGAAGACUAGUUUGUAUGUGAUCUCACCCCUAUAUAUAUCAUGAAUUUGCAAUUAAACAUAUUGUCAUGAUGAACUAUAUAUUGCGGAUUCUUCGGUUUAUCUCUCCUAAUUUGGUGAUGUUUCUAAAUUUACUCUAGUAUGGUGCGAAUAUUGGAUAAAUUAACUUGAAGCAAUUUGCAUUGUGUAGAGAAUGUGCUAGUUUUAGUAAUUUGGAAUGCAUUAGUAAUUUGCAUUGUGUAGACAGUUUGCAUUAUGUAGGUUUUGUAUAAAUAAAUCUUUGUUAUUUGAUGUAUCCUAUUUACCUGGCAUUUUUUUUCACGCGAGAAAAACUCCAUAAUUUCUUCUGGAAUAUUUUUGUCUUUUACUUGAGACUCUCCUGUGACUCUUCUCUUUAUACAUCAUCUGAUAUGCUUUUCUCUUCAUAGUAUUUCCUUUUAAUUCAUCUGUUAUUUACUCGUUAUGAGCUUAUAGACAAUGAUAUUUAAAAGUAUUAUAACCCUAGUGACCCUGUGGUAUGAAUGUAUGAUAGGUACAGCUAAGAUUCCUAAGAAUCAUUUUUUUUACUUCAAACGCUUUAAUGCAUGUCUGGCUCUGUAUUUUGGAGAGGAGGGGCGAAAAGGCCUCCUACCCUAUUUUGAUUAAAGAAAUUGGAGGGUAGGGAAGGGGAGUGUUUGAGUUGUCCCUCCUCUUCCCUUCAUUUGCAAUCCUUCUAAUUUGGAGGGUUUUAGAGGAGACCUAAAUUUCACUGUGUUCCCCUUCCCUAUAACUAAACGGUCUAAACCAAAUAGGGUUACACAAAAGCACUUGCUCCCCUUCCACCCUCCCUUGAAGCAAACAUACCCUUAUGGUCCGUUUGGAACAUGAAAGGUGUCAGGGAAAGAAAACGAGAGAAAUUAAGGGGAAAUUUGAAAGGAAUAAAAGUGGGAAACAAAAAAAUAGUAUAAAACUUAAUAAUUCAAUUUGAAAUAUUUGUUCAAUUCAUUUUAUCUAAACAUUUAUGUUAAAUAAAGACUAGAAAAUCUCAAAUUAUGUAUGUUUUAUAAAUAAAUAAAAAUGAUUUCCCUGUGUGUGUUUCAUGGCAAAAACUUGACAUACAAAACUCAUUUUUCUUGAUAUUUUUAAUUCCCUUCCCUACCAUUUUCCGAGGUCGAAACGUAGUCUUGCUAGGAGUGAAACAUGAGCAUAGUUUUGUUGGUUCCUGCUAAUCAGCUGCAUAAGGAAUGAAACAUAAGCAGGCUUUGAGUGGAUCAGAAAAAGGGGAGUCAACUGCCAUACUCCUAUCUCCAACUACUUCAUUCCCUUUAUCUGUUAUGGACGCCACUCGUCAGCCAAAUCAAAUCUCCUUCACCAUGUUUCUCACACUCCCUCUGCAAGCUUACAUUCUUAUGCUCGGUUUUACUGGCUCUGAUGUGGAAAUGGAUUUGUUCAAUAAGGCUGAGAAAUUGCUUUCGUCCUCAUUGAAUCAGUGGGGUCAAGCGUUGGCAGUGUCAGAUAGUCUUGACCCUGUCUGGGCUCAAAUUUUAAAUGAUCCAUUUCUGAGGAGACUCCUUUUGAGAUUUAUAUUCUGUCGGGCUGUGCUGGCUCUCAAUGCCUCUAGUUUCAACAAGACGGAGUUUCUCCCGGUAUGCAUCCCUCCCCUUCCAGAUAGUGUCAGCCCCACAAGCCCCACAUGUCAAUCAACAAUUUGGCAACUGGCAGAGAUAUUUGCCUCAACCAACAAGUUCAUCUUCUCAGAGGUCAUAAAACUUCCAUAGGGGUAGAACGUUGAAGUAGAAACGUUCUAUUUUGCUUUUCCAGUUUACUGACUUUGCUCCCUUCUUCUCUCUUGUUAUUUGAACAUCUUGCAUAGCCCUUGGUGGUCUCGUGUUCUCAUCAAGCUUUCUCUUUUAUCCAAUAUAGGAGUACAUAUUUUCUCUGUAACAUUACGUGGCAAGAGGAUUUUCAUGAUUUAUGCAAUAGCUGAUCUAUUUAACUCACUUUCCUCAUUCAGUGAUUAUAUUGGAUAAUUGGAAUGGUCUCCUACGAGCCUAUGACCCCAUCCAACAGGACAUACAAUUUCAUGAUUAGUAUAUAGGAACAAGACAGUACUACUACAUUUCAAGCUCUAAUGUAACACCUAAAAGUAUUACCAUAGUAUCCAUAAGUGUUACAUUUGGAAAAAAUGUAACACUUUUAGCCUAUUACAUUUGCUUGCGUUGCAUUUGACCUAUUGUAACACUUUGGAGUUCCUAAUGUAACACUAAAUAUCCACAACAUAAGUGUUACAUUUGAAGGGAAAAGUGUUACACUCAAAUAAGAUGUUACAUUUGAAUAUAAGUGUUACUUUAAUAUUAAGU